Messenger RNA from Puntigrus tetrazona (Sumatra barb), 3145 nucleotides. RefSeq names its product stabilizer of axonemal microtubules 2 (gene saxo2). NCBI's taxonomy places the organism in Eukaryota, Metazoa, Chordata, Actinopteri, Cypriniformes, Cyprinidae. Gene Ontology annotation, biological process: microtubule anchoring. The record is from RefSeq and is a predicted model, not a curated record. Gene Ontology annotation, cellular component: sperm flagellum; axonemal microtubule; cytoskeleton. The transcript has 4 exons. Gene Ontology annotation, molecular function: microtubule binding. Bases 87 to 1478 code for a protein of 463 amino acids.
ACGGGACGCUUAGUGCAAGACAAACGGCAGCGAAGCAGUGCUCGAGUAAGGAAAAGUCACAGUUUUCCUCAAAAAAAACGAGGAAAAUGACCCGCCUCUGUAUCUGUGAGAUGUGCAGCUGUGGCCGCCACCGAUGCACACACCAGCCAACGGCCCUUUACAGGAAAGGCAGUAAGACUAAUGUGUUGUCAGAGUACUCAGAGAAGUAUCCUGCGUAUAAAGGGCACACACGGCCCAAGAGCAUCAAGCCCCAACUGCAGUAUAAAGCUCAUCAGGACACAAUGGAAGGAACAACCACCUUCAGGACAGACUACGUCCCGUAUGCGGUCACCCGUCGCCCUGAGAAGCCGCAGGCAGAGUAUAAGCCCAAGCCUGGAGAGAUCGACUUAGGAACGACUUAUAAACAAGACUUCAACCCGUAUGAAGUGCAACCAUUUGCUCCUUCACGUCCUAAAGAGAGAGUACAUACCAUGAAUGCAAAACUGGACACUGUACCCACCUAUAAAGAGGAUUUUCGUCAGUGGGAGAUCAGCAGACGGGAGCUGACGAAGCCGGACACUCCGUAUCAACCCCCCGUUACAAAGUUCGGGAAUUCCACGACAUUCCAGGACGAUUUCAUCCACAGAGGCCUCGUCCCACGCGAGAGCUACAAGCCCCCUAACAUAGCCAAGCUAUCCGAUGCUCCUUUCGAAAACAUGACCAGCAACAAGCUCUCCUACGUUCCGUACGCCCUCGAAGCCCGGUACGUCAAACCACCGACAGAAUACAAACCCAACAGCCAGCCUUUCCAGGACCUCACCACCCAUCGCCAAGACUAUCAAGGCCUUCCGAGUCAGCUCACCAAAAGCUGCAAGCCGGAGCAGCUCAAAGCGGCCUCCAACAAGCCCUUCCAGGGCAGCACGGAGUUCCGUGAACGUUUCCAGCAGUGGCCCGUAUCCCUCCGGCAGGUGCAGAAGUCUGGGGAGUACACGAGUCCAGCGGAGCACAUGGACCUGACCACCACCUCCCACACCGACUACAUCAAGCACCAAAUCCAGCCCUUCGUUUCCGCCAAACCCUUCUUACUUCCCGCCAAGUCCUCCGUGCCCUUCCAGGGCAGCACCACCAUGAGAGAGGACUUCCAGCCGUGGGCGGCUCCCCGCCAAAGCAUGAUCCGCAAACAAGAGGAAAUCCAGCGGGCCAGCGGGAAAAUGGAAGAUCUGACCACCUUCAGGGCUCAUUUCAUUCAGCACGAAGCUCAGCCCAGUUUCAGCUUCAAGCCCCAAAACGCACCGCUGCGAACCGACGCUCCCCUGCAGAACGACACCAUGUACCGCUCAGAGUUCACGGCCAAGAAGAUCAGCGCGUGUCCGGCCAGCUUCGAGUCUCCUCCGGGGUUUGUUUUCGAUAAUUACGACGACCGAGGCCACCGCUUCUUCCGCAAAAUGGCGUCUGCGGACAACGCCGAGAUGCCGAAGGAAACGGUCUUGACGGCUUAAGAAAGUCAUCCGUCAUUUCCAUAAAAGGAACCGAGCAUGCGAUAUGAUUUCUCUAAAUUAUUGUAAUCCUACGGGGAAUUACGGUUGAAGGUCAGCGGGUUGAGCUAUCUGUCAUAAAAGUAGUUUAAUAUUUGAUCUAGUUUUAAAUUUUCAGUAGGAUAAAACUGCAGCACGGUUGUAGGAUAUAAACUAUGCGGCGUGAGUGCUCUUAUGAUAUGUUUUUGAAAAUGCAUAUUUAUUAGUUCAGUAUAUAUUUCGAAUACACGCUGUUCUUUUAAGGAAUUUAAAAAAAAAAAUGCAUAUCGCAGUUACCACAAAAACAUUAAUCAGCACAAUUGUUUUCAACACUGAUCAAAAUCUGAAAGCUUUAUGGACGAAUCAGCAUAUUAAAAUGAAAAAUGAAUCAGCAUAUUAAAAUGAAAAAUGAAUCAGCAUAUUAAAAUGAAAAAUGAUCGUGUAACACCGAAAACUAGAGUAACAGGAAUAAAUUACAUUUUAAAAUAGCAAACAUUAAUAAUAUUUACAAUUGUACUGUAUUAUAAAUGGCCUUUUAGUUAAGUUUAGUUAAGCUUUUCGCAAUACACGAUAAUUGAUUGUUUGAACCACAAUAUAGAAUACAAAAAUCAAUCAUUCUAAAGAUACAUGAACUGAUUGGUAAAACUGUAUUUAUUGUUUUUGCAUCACAUAGACUAUUUGCAAUAUUGACAUGUACAGAACCAAAACUGGCACUUCCUUAACCCAGUCAUGUAGCGGCACUUUCUCCACACGAUGUAGCAAUAAAAUGCAAUGGAUUAAAUUCAUGGAUAAAUUCGGUGAGUGGCUUAUGUACAACAUUUGUUGAUGUACUUAAAAUGCAUGCAUAAAGGCCAGUAGGAAACCAUUAUAUUAGAGAUAUGCAUAAAUCACUUCAAGUGCUAUACGUACGUAGGGCUGUGUUGGGUUUAAUCUUAAAUACGGAUUACAAAGACAAACUAAACCAAGUAAGAAAAUAAAAUCCAAACUCUCUACACUCAAUGUACAAUAUUGCACUUAAAAACACAUUAUAUACAAGACAUAUUUUACAAUGCAGCACAUUGGUUGAACACAAAACGUACAUCUAAAAGACGGCUGGAGAAACGGGACUUUUACGGCGCAUGCCAUUUCAAUCGGUCAACGUGUUUUCGGUCAUACAUUCUACGUCCAUAUCGAAAAACCACCGCGUGAUAUCAGAGUCGACGCGAAAACAAAACGGACCCUUUUUACUUAAAACAUGCUACUGUGUUCGUCUUUGACGUUUGACAAAAAAUAACAACUGUAGCUCAGAUCCCGCCAAAGUUCAUAUUGACUUUAUAUUUCACAAUUCAGAACUUCUUUUGUGACAUAAACUCAGAACUGUGAGACGCUAACUUCCGAUUUUAAGAAGAAGGAGACUACCUUUUAUUUAUGUUUAUUCCUUAGUAGACGCAACGGUCCAAAUUCUGACUUUAACCGUAAAGUUAUAUUUCAUAAUUUAGCCAGGUCUUAGAAUUACUAGUUUAUCGCAAUUCCGAUUUUUUUCCAGGACAAACGUCAAAAUUGUGGGAUAUCACAGAUUUGAUAUUAGGCGGGGGGGGGUCUACUUCGUAAGAUACAAAUGAGUAAAAAAAAAGUCUUAGUGUGUUUAUUUUUCAUUCAAAAAACUCGAUUUC